AGACAUUGAUUAAAAACUAAAGUGAGCUAAGAGCUUUUCUUCAAUUUCUCCGUGAAGAUUUUCCGAUGGAAAUUUCAACGUUAAUGAAUCUUCUGAUAUCGAAAUCAAAACAAGCUCUGCUUUUAUGGCUCGAGGGUUUCCGAGAAGCCUGUUGUCUCCACAGAGUCGUCGUUCUCUGUCACAGGUCGAGGAAGCUGACGGUUCGAACGGGGCAGUGUUUUCUCUUGAAUGGGUUUAUCUUCUUGGGAAGUAUAUUUGUCCUGUACUCUGUUGUAACCCCUACAUUGCUGUGGAUAUUACCUGAUAAUUGCUCGAAGUUUAGUUCUCAAGAACUUUGCUCUCAUGGUGGUAUUAUAAAGCUUUAUUCAUUCUUACGUCUUGCACUCAUACAACUCCUUUAUGUAUUUUGGUUUUACCCACUGUACGUUUUCAGCAUUAUUCUUAGUACUAUGUGGUACAAUGACAUCGCUAAGUAUGGGUUUGCUGCAAUGGGAAGAUCAAUGCAGACUGUACCAGAACCAUCAAGACAAAAAGAGACCUCACAAAAUGCAGACCAGAAAGAUAGAUCAAUUGACCUUGGAGGUAUCAUGAUUGGUAUAGGUGAACAAGUGUACUCAGUGCUUCUUUUAAGCUUCUUCUUUUUGGAGGUUUAUGCAACGGGAUUUAUACCCUACAUUGGAAAGGCAAUUAAUUUCCUACUUCUAGCUUGGCUGUAUGCCUAUUACUGUUUUGAGUACAAGUGGAACUUUUCUGAAGUGGGUCUGGACAAAAGGCUUGACUUUUUUGAAUCAAACUGGGCAUUUUUUGCUGGUUUUGGAAGCCCUUGUGUUCUUGCUAUUUUCUUUUUCUCACCUCUUGUGAGCUAUGGAGUCAUGGCCAUACUCUUUCCAUUGUUUGUUCUUACUGCAACAGGCUCUAGGGCAGAGGAUUAUAUUUCCUUAAGAAGAAGAGAAUGGAAAGGUGCCGGAUUGGGGAGGCUUCCAAUAUUUUAUGCUGCAGAUACUUUGUCGCUGAGAAUCUUGUCGUUCUUCCACUUCCACCUUGAAUGUGGUAAACUGAAGCAAGAAGGCACACUCUCUAAAAAGCUGUCUUGAUGGUUACCUAAUUUAUGCAAUGUUCAAAUCAAAUGCUCAAUCCACCAAGUCACUUCUAUUCAACAGGAGGAUAGCAAUGGGUGUAUUAUAAUAAUCUCUGAUCUCUGAUGCUCCAAGAGUUAGUGCUGAAAGUUCAUGUAAGCUAAGCAAAAUUGUGAAAAAAGAUAAACCAUAACCUGUGGCACUGUAUAGUAUUUGUACAUAAUACAAUCCUGAGCAAUUGCAAAGUGUUAAUAUCCCAAAAUUUAACUCUCA
This is a messenger RNA of Mangifera indica (mango), 1349 nucleotides long. RefSeq names its product protein EI24 homolog. Gene Ontology annotation, cellular component: endoplasmic reticulum. The record is from RefSeq and is a predicted model, not a curated record. Lineage: Eukaryota; Viridiplantae; Streptophyta; Magnoliopsida; Sapindales; Anacardiaceae. The transcript is spliced from 12 exons. Gene Ontology annotation, biological process: macroautophagy. Bases 66 to 1094 code for a protein of 342 amino acids.